Mercenaria mercenaria is the source of this 811-nucleotide messenger RNA. RefSeq names its product 17-beta-hydroxysteroid dehydrogenase 14-like. The record is from RefSeq and is a predicted model, not a curated record. Lineage: Eukaryota; Metazoa; Mollusca; Bivalvia; Venerida; Veneridae. Gene Ontology annotation, cellular component: cytosol. Gene Ontology annotation, biological process: steroid catabolic process. Gene Ontology annotation, molecular function: estradiol 17-beta-dehydrogenase [NAD(P)+] activity.
UGGUGGAACAGUUGCAGUACUUGACCUUAACGAUGAGAUUGGGAACACGCUAAACUUGCCAGGUCCAGGAAAAACAAUUUACAUUCAUUGCGAUGUAUGCAAUGAAAAAGAAAUUGAGGAAUCCAUUGGAAAGGUAGUGAAUACGUUUGGUAGAAUAGAUUGUCUGGUAAACAACGUUGGACGAAAUACUGGUAUAUUCCCGAUAGACGACCUGAAUGUAGAAGGCUUCAGACAAUUGCUGUAUGUAAAUGUUGUCAGCAUGUUUGCAAUGUGUAAGUAUGCACUGCCUCAUCUUCGCAAGGUGAAAGGAAGUGUAGUAAACAUUUCAAGUUUUAGCGGAACAAAUGCACAAGCACUGAUGUCGACAUACUGUUCUUCAAAGGGUGCUGUUAGGUCUUUAUCAAAGGCAUUGGCUAUUGAUGAAUCGAAAUAUGGAGUUAGAGUUAAUAACAUUUGCCCUGGUCCUAUCAAUACUCCAGCACUAGAAGCCUGGUUACAAUCGGACGUAGAGAAACGUGCAAUGGUUGAAAGUUGGGCGCAACUAGGAAGAGUUGGUGAACCAAGAGAAAUAGGCCUAGCAUGUCUAUUUUUAGCAACAGACGCAACUUUCUCGACAGGUGCUGAUAUCAUGUGUACAGGUGGAUGUGAAAUCGGAUAUGGUGUAAAAUCAAACUCUUAAUGAAUAGAAUCAGUGGUAUUGCUAUUAUAUUAAACAAAAAGAAUUUAUAGUGCUGAUUUUUCCGCUUAAACCUUUCUUCUUUGCAUUUGUUUUUCAUUUUAACAUAGAAUCAGUAAAGUGUAUAUCAGUUUA